CCUGCGUGGAGCGUCUUUAAGUAUUAGAAAAAUCCUAUCUUAAACGUGGGACGUUCAUUCAAUAUAUUUUGAACUUUGUUCCGGGAGAGAUUGUCAAUAAAGUUAGAGUUGAAAGCCGAAGCAGUAGCUCGACCUAUCUCAGACAACAGGGCCUGCCUCCUCCUAGUCGCUCGACCAAUCGCAACAGUCUCACUCGCUCCUAAGGCACGCCUCUCAACUCCUUUCGGUCUUGCUCGGUCUCCUAAGGCACGUCCCUCUGUCCCAAUCCGGUGGCUGCAUGCGAGCCACCGCCUCCUCCACUCACCUACCAAAGUAACCGCCUCGGAAGAUGGCGCAUGUGCGGAAGGUGGUCUGGCGGUUGUCAGCUGCGGCUGGGGCUGCAGGGGCUUUCUACCGACUCCAAACUUUCACUUCAACAGUAAGAACUUUGUCUCAAAAUGUUCCAGAAACCUUGUGGAAUCUAGGUCGAUUAAAUCAUGUAGCAAUUGCAGUACCUGACUUGACUCUCGCCAGGUCUUUUUAUAAAAAUAUUCUAGGGGCCCAGGUAAGUGAAGUGGUCCCUGUUCCUGAACAUGGUGUCUCUGUUGUUUUUGUGGAACUUGGAAAUACCAAGCUUGAAUUACUACAUCCACUGGGAAACCUAAGUCCAAUUGAAAGUUUUCUGAAGAAAAAUAAGACUGGAGGAAUGCAUCAUAUCUGCAUUGAGGUGGAUGAUAUAGAAGCAGCUGUGACAGAUUUAAAAGAAAAGAAGAUCCGUAUUCUGAGUGAAGAGGCCAAAAUAGGCGCACAUGGCAAACCAGUCAUUUUUCUUCAUCCUAAAGACUGUGGUGGAGUCCUUGUAGAACUCGAACAAGCUUGAUCAAAGUUGUAAAAAAUUUAUAAUGAGAGAAUCAUAUAUAAAAUAUUACUUUGAAUAUGAUCUUUGUUCAAAUCCUGAGUUAUGCCUUGACUUAGAAGUUCAAAUAUCAAACUGACUGAAGAGUAAAUGGAUAAGAUAAGAAAAAAAGUUAUUUAUUUUUACUUUUCCCUGAUCUUUGGAGAAACAUUGAUUAUUCACACCUUUAAUAAACUGUAAAAAUCAUGUUUAUGGAAAUAAAAUUAUCCAUAUCUUUAAAA
Messenger RNA from Antechinus flavipes (yellow-footed antechinus), 1116 nucleotides. It is a transcript of the gene MCEE, whose product is annotated as methylmalonyl-CoA epimerase. The record is from RefSeq and is a predicted model, not a curated record. Gene Ontology annotation, molecular function: methylmalonyl-CoA epimerase activity. Bases 329 to 859 code for a protein of 176 amino acids. The transcript is spliced from 3 exons. Gene Ontology annotation, biological process: L-methylmalonyl-CoA metabolic process. Gene Ontology annotation, cellular component: mitochondrion. NCBI's taxonomy places the organism in Eukaryota, Metazoa, Chordata, Mammalia, Dasyuromorphia, Dasyuridae.